Molecule: messenger RNA, 455 nt
Organism: Nymphalis io (European peacock)
Lineage: Eukaryota; Metazoa; Arthropoda; Insecta; Lepidoptera; Nymphalidae
Gene: RpL38
Product: 60S ribosomal protein L38
Exons: 4
Coding region: 202-414 (70 amino acids)
Biological process (GO): protein-RNA complex assembly; translation
Cellular component (GO): cytosolic large ribosomal subunit; ribosome
Molecular function (GO): structural constituent of ribosome
Source: RefSeq, a predicted model, not a curated record
UGCUGACUUUGACAGGUGUGAUUGGUUUAGUAUUUGUGAACUGCAGUGAAAUCCAACUAAAUCUAUGAAAAACAUUUAUUAUUUUUUAUUUUAAUAACGAAUUUAUUGAAGCAUUAUUACUAUAUAUUAAGUAGUAUUCGUAUUUUUGACUUAAAUAGUUAAUUUUCUUUUUCAGCUUAAGUGCUAAGGAUCGGCACCAACAUGCCUCGUGAAAUUAAGGACAUUAAGGACUUCCUGCUCAAAGCUCGCAGGAAAGACGCUAAAUCGGUCAAAAUAAAGAAAAACCCAGAAAAUGUUAAGUUCAAAGUCCGUUGCUCACGUUUCCUGUACACAUUGGUCAUCACUGACAAGGAAAAGGCUGAGAAGCUCAAGCAGAGCCUUCCACCAGGUCUUCAAGUGAAGGAAGUAAAGUGAUGUGACUAGGGUUAAGUAAAUAAAAAUUUAAACACUACAAA